ACUGAACAUGACCAGGAAGUCAUUGAAUGUGCAGCAGUCUUUCUGUUUGAAACCUUCUACAAUAAAGACCACUUGGGCACAGAGGAGACACGAGCCAUUAAACAUAUGUUUGGGCCUUUCCCAUCAUCUGCAGCUGACACUUCCUGUUCUUGUGUGUCCCGGCUGGUGGCUCGACUUGGAGACUACAGAGUCGAAGACUUCAUCAAGACUCAGAGUUCUCGUCACAGUCCCCAACGAGGUUCUGCAUUUGGACGCAACAUCUUGUUUUCAUAUGACUGCUACGCACUGGACCCGCUGAAAAACCUGCCUGGCUCUGGUAUCCAUGAUGAGAACACCAGGCUAGACUUUCUCAGCUUUCUCAACAACCAGCAGGUUGGGAAGAAUGUUGCCACUGAAGGUGCUCCCAGCUCUGUUCGGUCUUUGGGUUCAGGUGAUGGAUCUUUUCUUCAAAGGGAAGUGGAGAAAUAUCUGGAAGAAGGCAACAUGAUUUCAUCUAACCCAGAAGAUCUAUGCACCUCCUUGUUUGAGAUGUUGACCUCAAACAGAAGUGACAAUGAACUGCAGAAUGAGCUGUUUGAACUGCUGGGACCAGAGGGGCUGGAAUUUAUAUCCACCCUCCUUCAGCAAAGGGUGUCCAUUGCUGACUCCCUCAUCGCCACCCCAUAUGAUAGGACAGGCUACCAACAAGAUGUUGGCAGAAAAGUCAGUGGAGAAGUGACCAAGCCUGCUUAUGGGUGCCAGGUGACCAUUCUGUCAGAAAAGGAGAAACAAAUGAUGAGGAUGUAUCGACGGGAAGAAAAAAAAGAAAAGAAGAAAGUCAAAGGAAGUGAUGACGGGGACUCUUCAGAUGCUCUCAUGACCUUUGAGCCAAGAGAGAUGAGAGCCCAGCGAGAACAGGCCUUGUUGAAUGCACGCUAUGAACCUGUGUUGACCAGAGACAGAGUGUAUGAACGGAUUCGGUAUCCUAACGUCUAUGACAGCUACACAGAAGCAACUAAUGCACCUGCAUUCAUAGGAGGAGCAAGGGUGGUAACGUUGGCGGUGUACAGUUUUUUCCUUGUGUGUCUGAUCGGUCGUCAGUUCCUGGACCCGGGUCAGGGUUACCCGGGUCAUGAUCUGGACCUGUACGUUCCCAUCUUCACCCUGCUGCAGUUUUUCUUCUACGCAGGGUGGCUGAAGGUCGCAGAGCAGCUCAUCAACCCGUUUGGAGAAGAUGACGACGACUUUGAGACCAACUGGCUGAUUGACAGAAACUUCCAGGUGUCUAUGAUGGCGGUGGAUGAGAUGUACGGAGAUGUGCCAAUGAUGGAGAGAGACCGUUACUGGAACGACUCUAAUCCUAGACCCCCGUACACCGCAGCCACCCUCUUUGUCCUCCGUAAACCCUCCUUCCAGGGCUCCACCUUUGACAUGGCCAUCCCAAAGGAGGAGAUGCACUUCCAGCCGUUAGAGGACAUCGCUGAGAACAUGGAAGAAGCAGGUACUCGCCAUCCCAACAUGGCCCUGUUCAACCGCCUCCUCAACGCCGCUCCGUCCCCACCUGGCUUCAUGGGAGGAGCUCUCCGUCGUGCCUCAGCUCAAAUCCAGAGGUUACGGCCCUCCCCCAGCAUUGAACCAUGCAGCAGCGAUGAGGAGGAGGAGGAGGAGGAAGAGAAAAGCUGUAAUAUAGGUAAAGGGGGGUCUCUGCCUUCAGGACUGGGCCAGGACACCCAAAGCACUGUGUGUAGCUUCAGAGAGGAGAAUAGCACCAAAACGCCUCUGCUGGAUAUUCAUUUUGGGGAGGAGGAGCAGGGGAGGCAGGGAGGAAACUCUCUGGCCGGUGAGAGGAAGGAGUCGAGCGAAGGGGAAGAGAGGAGCAAUGAGGAGGAAGCAGGGCAAGGGGAGACCUCUACAACUCCAGUGUCACUGCUUCCUCCUCCGCCUCAAUCUUCCAGGGAUACUGCAGCUCGAUCAGUCUCCGCCAUUCCUGUCACCUCCUGCCUCCCAUCUGCCUCCCUGUUCCCCCCCACGGCCUCCUACAGUCUGGAGCACUGCAGCUCCCAGCCGGCCAUCAGUCACCACAGGGUCCUUCCCACCAUCCCUAAACCGCUGUACAGUGGAACCAAGAAAUCCCUCCCGGCUGUGCCGUCUCACAGCGAGCCGCAGCGUGUUCGCAGCGUGAGCAUGGGGUCAGAGUUCACAGGGGCCUGUGAGGCUCCCAGGAAGUUUUGA
Nematolebias whitei (Rio pearlfish) is the source of this 2211-nucleotide messenger RNA. RefSeq lists its product as uncharacterized. The record is from RefSeq and is a predicted model, not a curated record. Gene Ontology annotation, molecular function: chloride channel activity. Lineage: Eukaryota; Metazoa; Chordata; Actinopteri; Cyprinodontiformes; Rivulidae. The transcript has 8 exons. Bases 106 to 2211 code for a protein of 701 amino acids.